UUGAACGAUUGACCAGCCAGUGAUUUCAUUGACGUCGCUUUGGGAUGAUCAUGUUAAGACAGUCAUUGUUACUUUGUUGUAUCUUAAUAGGGUUCGCAACGGCAUCAAAACCGUUGUCAAUUUUAAUAGUACAGCCUCUCAAGUCAACCAGUCAUCAUCUAUGGGUGGUGCCCUUGUUGAAGGGCCUCCUCCAUAAGGGUCAUCACGUACACAUAGUGAGCAUUCAUGACGUCAAAAUUGAAGAUGAACUGGGGCAGAAUUUAACAUCCGUCGUUUUCGAUGAUAUCAUGAGUAAAUUGUCUGAGGGUUACAAUCCAAAUCAAUGGAGAGAGUUUAAUUCAUUCCAAAUGAUACAAUUUGUAUUUAAAUGGGGAAUUGAAACGUGUGAGGAAGUAAUACAAACAAAAGCAGCGAGAGAACUUUUGGAAACUGUAAAGAAUGUUGCAUUCGAUGUCAUUGUGCAAGACGUCACAUUUAAUCAAUGUCUUUACGGACUGUGGGAGGUCGCAAAAGGUAAGCCGCCCGUAGUGGGUUUUAUUCCAUUCAGCUCUCCACCGUGGUUCAAGGAUUCUGUUGGUGGUCCUAAUUAUCCUACGUUGCGAUCUCACUACGGCACAGACAUGGCGGGUCCGAAAGAUUUUUCGCAAAGACUGUGGAAUACCGUUAAUUAUAUCUUCGAUGAUCUGUUCCGAACCUAUAGUUAUAUGCCCAAAAGUCAACAGCUCGCUGAACGCUAUGUUGGUCACGAAAUAAGACCGUUACACGAGAUAGAAAAAGAUAUCAGUAUCUUACUGCUGAAUUCUCACUUUUCAUUCGAGCCUGCAAUUCCUUUGCUGCCAAAUGCUAUAGAGGUCGGAGGGAUGCACGUGCACAACUCGCAAGCAGUUAUAGAUAACAAAAUACGUAACUUUCUCGACGGAGCAACGAACGGAGCUGUUAUGAUAUCGUUAGGAACCAACGUGUCAUGGAAAUCCAUAGAAUUGGAUAAACUUAAAACUGUUAUACUGGCUCUAUCAAAAUUAAAACAAAGAGUGCUUUGGAAGAUAGAACUUGAUAUACCACUUGAAAUACCUGAUAAUGUGAUGGUUGUUAAGUGGGCGCCUCAAAAAGAUAUCUUGGCUCAUAAAAAUAUAAAAGCAAUUUGGACGCAUGGAGGUCUCCUCAGCACGCAAGAAGCUAUCUGGCAAAAUGUACCAAUAAUCGGGAUGCCUUUCUUCACGGAUCAGAGGGUCAAUAUGCAGAUCCUAGUGGCUAAAGGUGCUGCUGUACACGUAAAUGUUGAUACUUUAACCACCCAAACCAUUUUAGAUGCAUUCGACCAAGUACUCUAUAAUGAAAGUUACGCCAAGAAUAUGAAACAAUUGUCGAGUGAAUUUCGGGAUCGACCAUUGUCAGCGUUAGACAUGGCGAUUUGGAGCAUCGAGUACACGGUCCGUCAUCCGAAAGGGACUUUAGCAUCACCGAUUAAACUUCAAAGCUGGAUACAAUAUAAAUUGAUCGAUGUCUACGCGUUUUUAUUACUCUGCCUGGUCAUAAUUUUAUCUAUCAUAUUCUUUACGUUAAAGUUAUUAUUUAAUUUUUAUCAUCGUCAUAUGUACGCAGCGACUAAAUCGCAUAAGAGUAAAAAGAUGAAAGCGUCGUAAUUGUAAGUACAAAGUACAAAAUAAUAACUACAAAGUACAAAAUAAUAAGUACAAAAA
Dinoponera quadriceps is the source of this 1700-nucleotide messenger RNA. Its product is annotated as UDP-glucuronosyltransferase 2B19-like. The transcript has 6 exons. Lineage: Eukaryota; Metazoa; Arthropoda; Insecta; Hymenoptera; Formicidae. Bases 45 to 1643 code for a protein of 532 amino acids. Gene Ontology annotation, molecular function: UDP-glycosyltransferase activity. The record is from RefSeq and is a predicted model, not a curated record.